Messenger RNA from Glarea lozoyensis ATCC 20868, 1032 nucleotides. RefSeq lists its product as uncharacterized. The transcript is spliced from 4 exons. Bases 1 to 1032 code for a protein of 343 amino acids. Gene Ontology annotation, molecular function: high-affinity potassium ion transmembrane transporter activity. Gene Ontology annotation, biological process: potassium ion import across plasma membrane; intracellular potassium ion homeostasis. The record is from RefSeq and is a predicted model, not a curated record. Gene Ontology annotation, cellular component: plasma membrane. NCBI's taxonomy places the organism in Eukaryota, Fungi, Ascomycota, Leotiomycetes, Helotiales, Helotiaceae.
AUGAAAUUCCCCUCACCAACAAAACUCUGGCGAGUUCUGGUACACCAGAUAUCGAGUCACAUGUCAGCCCCUUCAUUUCUCCUACUUCAUCAUUUGUAUUUUCUGUCAAUCAUUUUUGUCUGUUCUAUUGCCUUUUGGCUAUUUUCUCGACCUCAUGACAGCGUUCCAUUCAUCGACUGUUUGUUUGUCGUUAUCUCAUCACUUACGUCGACCGGCCUGACCACUCGGAAUUUGAGCACCUUCAAUACUGCCCAGCAGGCUUUGAUAUGGCUGUUGAUAGUAUUCGGAAGCCCAACGUUUAUCAGCGUGUCUGUCGUUUGGAUUAGAAGGCGUGCCUUUGAGUCCAAGUUCGCGACCGUUAUUCAUGGCAAGCAACAUAGAGAAGAUCCCGUUCAAUAUAACCCAGCGCCAGCCCCCUCGCCUGCUACCACUAGCAUUCAAGAAUUCAUUUCUAUCCCAUACUCUGACCCUAUCGUAAAAGAGGAGGCAAAAGAGUCAUCGACUACAAUCGGCCACGACUCGUCUGCUGAGCUGAAAAGUCAGCAUGCUCCUAACGUCGUGUCGAAUCCGCUUCCGGGGAAUUUUGUCUUGGAAUAUUCGGAUUUUAACAGUGGUUCACCGACUUUAAAAUCAAAGGCCUCUACAGGCUCCUUUCUUGGCGUCGUCAAAGUCUUUGGGAAUGCCAUGGUAGGACGAAACUCACAAUUCUACGGCUUGACUCGCGAAGAACGAGAACAGCUUGGCUGUAUCGAAUACAAAGCCCUAAAGUUACUGAGCUAUCUAGUUCCUGCAUAUUUACUUACCUUCCAAGUGGUUGGAUCGAUUGUAUUGGGGUCGUUCAUCUCAGUUCAUCAAAGUAGUCUCGCUUACGACAAUGGUUCGACACCUUGGUGGCUUGGUGUGUUUCUCGGAGUGUCCGCCUUCAAUAACACUGGAAUGUCUCUACUAGAUCUUUCUAUGAUUCCAUUUGGAACAUCUUAUUACGUUCUUUUGACUGUCGCUUUCCUAACCCUCGCAGGCAAUACAGCGUGA